CCUGGAGUGGAUCAGGAGGUGGGAGGAUAAAAUACACCGUCAAAGGGAUCCUGCUUGAAAUGGGGCAAUGUGGAUUGCGGUGUUCCCGUUCCUUGUGAACCGCGGAAAAAGAGCAACCACGAGGACACAGGAACCAUUAGUAGAAGGAGGAGGCCGUGUGGGAGCGGCAGCUUUGGUGUGUGUAGAAAAGCUGGUAUGGGUGGAGGGGCAAUCGCGAUGGCGAAUGGGAACGAGAGCAGUGAAGGGCCUGCUGGGCCAAUAGCAGUGGUGGCUACCGCAGGAGGCUUGGUAGCAGAUAGCCCCUCCUCGGCUGUAUCUACCUAUAUUAAACUGGUGCUCCUCGGGCUGAUCAUCUGCAUCAGCCUGUUGGGCAACCUGGUGGUGUCUCUGCUCGUCCUGCGGGACCGGGCCCUGCACAAAGCACCUUACUACUUCCUGCUGGACCUGUGCCUGGCAGACACCAUUCGCUCUGCCAUCUGCUUCCCCUUUGUGCUGGUGUCUAUAAAGAACGGCUCGGCCUGGACCUACAGCGUGCUGAGCUGCAAGGUGGUGGCCUUCAUGGCGGUGCUCUUCUGCUUCCAUGCCGCAUUCAUGCUGUUCUGCAUCAGUGUAACACGCUACAUGGCCAUUGCACACCACCGCUUUUACUCGAAACGCAUGACAUUCUGGACUUGUGUGGCAGUGGUGUGCAUGGUGUGGACACUGUCCGUGGCAAUGGCGUUCCCACCAGUUUUUGAUGUGGGCACAUACAAAUUUAUUCGCGAGGAGGACCAGUGCAUCUUUGAGCAUCGCUACUUUAAGGCUAACGAUACACUAGGUUUCAUGCUAAUGCUGGCUGUGCUCAUUCUAGCCACACAUGUUGUCUACAUGAAGUUGCUCCUCUUUGAAUAUAAGCACCGCAAGAUGAAGCCGGUCCAGAUGGUGCCGGCCAUCAGUCAGAACUGGACCUUCCAUGGGCCGGGGGCUACUGGCCAAGCCGCAGCCAACUGGAUUGCAGGCUUUGGGAGGGGGCCGAUGCCGCCGACCCUGCUGGGUAUCCGACAGAACUUGCACAACCAGAACCGGCGCCUGCUGGGCAUGGAUGAAUUCAAAGUGGAGAAGCAACUUGGCAGGAUGUUCUAUGUGAUCACCCUGCUGUUCCUGGUGCUCUGGUCUCCAUACAUAGUAGCUUGCUAUUGGCGGGUGUUUGUGAAGGCCUGUACAAUACCACACCGGUACCUCUCCACCACAGUGUGGAUGAGUUUCGCCCAAGCCGGGGUCAACCCUAUUGUCUGUUUCUUCCUCAACAAAGACUUGAAGAAAGGGCUCCUUUCCCACCUACCAGCCUGCUGCAGGACUAAACCUCAUUUGCCACGAGAGCCUUAUUGUGUCAUGUGAUCAGAGAGGAUGAUCUAAACAGAGAGGAAACACAGGGAAGCCAACAGUGUUUAGUGUUUGCUUGAACUGUUUCUGCAUUUCAAUACAAUAGAAGCUAUUUUUAAGCAGUGGUUGCAAACUAGUAAGUGUGAUGAUAACACUGGAAUGGUUAGCAUGUAUUUCAUUCGUCCAACCCUUUUUUUCUCUCAAAACCACCUCAUAAAUGGAGUCAGACUUUGACUUUUGAUAAUAAGAAACACAGUACUUUAAUAAUAAAACAUGCAAGUGAUAAUGCAGUCAUUAUGGAAACCAAGUCAGACAAACACCCAACAAAUUACACAAGCUGCUUCAAAAAGAAUAGCAAAUUAGAAACAUCUAGGGUUGAUUCAAAGGAUAGGAAGAUUCCUACAGGGGACAAAGAUAAUAAAGAAUAAAUGUUUGUACCUCAAUUGAAAUGUCACUUACGUGCUUGAUUAGUAAGCAAAUCCUUUUGUAUAGUGACAGUGAAGAGGAACAGUUCAUAUCAGCAACAUUAUGUCACAUUCUGGCCAGAAAAUAGAAAAAUAAAAUAAUUUAAAAGUAGGGGGAUCACUGCAUUCCUGCAGUCCGCAGAGGCAGCCUCACGGAGUCAGAGGGCGGAGAGAUGGGUUGAACUGAUCUCACGAUUGUAAUUAAUUAUUAAUACUUCCAUGAAAGCUCUUUACUGAACAGGAAACUGAGGCAAACACAUGAGUGACAGGAACACCAGCUCUAAGGCCAGGAUGAUGUGUUUACUUCCUUACUGAUUAAGACAGAAGUUAUCCAUGCUAUGACUUAUCAAGGUGUCACUAAUUGAAUUAACAAACACAAACUAAGGUGACUGACAAAUCUUCCUUCUGAUACACAUUAUUAUUAUUUAGAUCUGUGCAUGGCUAUGAGUCAAGAGAGAGGUAGUGAUCAUCUGCAAAAAUUAACAGCAGCUUGUUAAAGUGUUAGCACCGCGCCCAGCUGCAUAAAAGGCUUCUCUUAGCCCAGAGCAGAUUUUUGUUAUAAACAACACAGUACCUUUGGUGUCCGGUAGACAGGGCCAUGCUGAGAGUGCUGGUGUCCAGCAGCAGUCCCUCGGCUUUGGUGUCUUAAUACGCCUAGUUUAUCAGAACAGCUUGUUUCUGAAGCAUGGGAUUCACCUGUGAAUGUAUGUAAAUGUCUGUAUUGUGGACCAUUGAAUUGAAAUUCAUUUUUAAUUCAUAAUAUUUCAUAAUAACUUUGUGUUCAUGUACAUGGCAAAGCUUUUUUUCUUGUUUGUCUCUGUCACUUCUCUGAAGGAGUGCUUAAGCAGUUAUUCGCCACUCAGUACUAAUAUCAGAAGAGUGCGGCCAUGUCUUCAUUACCAUGCUGGCCCUGCAACAUGAAAACAUUUGUAUUUACGUAUGUUGAUAGACUGUGUGUAGACCGUUUUCUAAGCCCAUCAAAUUAACAUGUGAAGUUCCAAAACACUGAACGAAAUGCAAAAGAUUCAGGAACAAUUAUUAUUGUUAUUAUUAUCAGCCAGAGAAAAAGGAGCUGCACUGGGAGGAGGAGAGAUGACAGACAGCAGGAAUACACUGACAGGUGAGCCUGAUUUCUUUAUGAUACCCCUUGAGGACACAUCCUUUACACCUGUCACACCUGAGAACAGCUCAAUGAAGUCCUGAGCUGUAGCUAUGCUCUGGUCCCUGCAUAGCUCUCAUCAUGUUCUGUUUAAAAUACAGUCGAUAUCAGAGACAGGAGCUCUAGGCAACUGCAAGAAAGGGGUGGGGGUCCUAAACACUAUAUGGACUCUCCCUGUUCACAUAUAGUCUAGCCAAUAUUAAUCUUUUGUCAUUACAGCAGGCUCUAUCACACAUUGGUUUUGCUGCUUCACCCAUUCAGAGCAGCCAACAAUGGGUGCUGCACAUUCAGCUAGGACUGAUUAUGGGAAGGCACUCAAUCCAAAUUCUGAAUCCUAUAAAUGUCAUAUACUUACCUUUUAGAAUCAACAUUAUGAAAUUAAGUCUGAAUUUAUAGUUACUUUAUACAAAUUAAGUAAAACUCCAAACAAUAGAAACUUUGAUUCCACACGUGAGGACAGAGAUCCACGGACCUGAGGUAAAAAACCACUAGAAAGAACGCAGGUCAUGAACCAAAAUCUGGUACUUUGGUAACACUAAAAACCACACCGCUCACAGCCAACAUACAGCACAACAUGUUUUAUUAGCUCAUAAGACUACAAGAUGCAUCUGAAUCAACAUCCGCCUGGUUUUGUUUGAUGGCACAGUGGGGCCAAAGUCUCAUUAAGCAUACAUCUUCAUCACUUCACACAGGACUGAAGUUAGAGGGUGCAGUAGAAGAGACAUCUGCUUUAUUUGAGUACAAAUCUAAAAAUGGAUAAAUGUGCUUUUUUCCUGUUUCUUUCUGAAAUGAACUGUAAGAUGGGUAGAAAUGGAAGGGGAGGACAGGGCACAUAGAAUGACCUUUUUUAGUGAAUGUCUGAAAGCAUGACAUUGUCCUUAAGAUUGAGGGAAUAUUGUAUUAGGGGUUUGUGGUGCCCCUUGUUCUCUGCCGUGGCAUAUCUUACAGCCCCAACAACAGCAUGCUGCAGAGAAACGCUUAUCUUCCUUUUAUCUUUUCUGAAUGAUGGCCUUACUCCGUUAAAAAAAUGUCACACCAAUGGAACAAAGAGUAGACAAACGUGUCUCCUCUGUCUGCACUACAAUCAGGAGGGGGCAGAACACUGUGUACACCGGAGACAUCAGGAGACUUGUUGCUCUCCCCAUCAGACCUGGCCCGUCAGGGACCAGGACCAUGACGGCGCGGGGGGGGAGAAUGAUGAUCUGAGUGACCCCUACUCCGGAAUUCUGUGGGAUUUUGUUGAAUGAAGUAAAAACAUUGAGUCUGUCUAUUUUCCUUUCUGAGACUAAGCUUUUUGAGUUGCGUCAGGCAGAUUCUCUUUGGUAAAUGUACAGUGACCUCUGUAUUGUUAGUGUGUAUUAUAAUGACAGCUAAUCAACUCUGAAAUGCAACAGAACAGUUCCUGAUCACCAGAUGUGUACUGUGUGUGUGUUUGUGUGUUUCUAUUGGCAGGACUGAUUGUGUGUGUAAGAUGAUGGUUACAUGAAUGGAAGAAGAACUAAGAGGGAACACUGACCAGAUACAUUUUGCAUUUCAAUGACAUAAUUCCUGCUAAAGCUUCUUUAGUAUUCUUCAUGUGGGCCUUCUCCAAGGGAUAGGCUUUUGUUUUAAAAGCAAUGAAGUUGACUUUAAGUCCCUUAUGUCAUAAAUCAAUUAUUAACUUAAUAUCAUUUUUUAUAUAUAUUUAGAGAUAAUGAAGAAAAAAAAGCUUGACAUAAAUCACAUAAAUGUGAUUGCAUACACUGGUCUAUUUAUGAAUGUUUAAUUGAAGAGUGAAUUAAAAGAAAGCGUCUUAAACCACCAAUAAUAUUGAUCAACCAAGAAUUGUACAAACCCCUGGCAGUUUGUCUAUGACAUCAAAUCAGCACUAACAAAGUGUUCUUGAACCUUCAGAAGGUUCUGCUUGGUCACCUCCAUCAGUACUGCUAAUGGUGAGAUGUGCUAACACAGUGACCUCCAGAGGUGGGAGAAGUACUCAGAUCUUGUACCUGAGUAAAAGUAGAUGUACCAGAGUGUAGGAAU
Molecule: messenger RNA, 5007 nt
Organism: Notothenia coriiceps (black rockcod)
Lineage: Eukaryota; Metazoa; Chordata; Actinopteri; Perciformes; Nototheniidae
Product: probable G-protein coupled receptor 173
Exons: 1
Coding region: 196-1377 (393 amino acids)
Biological process (GO): G protein-coupled receptor signaling pathway
Cellular component (GO): plasma membrane
Molecular function (GO): G protein-coupled receptor activity
Source: RefSeq, a predicted model, not a curated record